This is a messenger RNA of Malurus melanocephalus (red-backed fairy wren), 4333 nucleotides long. RefSeq names its product serpin B12-like. Gene Ontology annotation, biological process: negative regulation of endopeptidase activity. Gene Ontology annotation, molecular function: serine-type endopeptidase inhibitor activity. Bases 185 to 1438 code for a protein of 417 amino acids. NCBI's taxonomy places the organism in Eukaryota, Metazoa, Chordata, Aves, Passeriformes, Maluridae. The transcript is spliced from 8 exons. The record is from RefSeq and is a predicted model, not a curated record.
AACUUCAUGUUGAUGGCAUUUGCAUUAAACUGCAACAUGCUGCUAUCAGCAAUCAUUGGGAAGAGUCUGAACUCUCCCACAAGAGAGUUGCAGAUUUUUUUAACACAGUAUUAACAGGAACGUGCUCCAGUACUCAGCUGUUGUCUUCUUCAUUUAACCUCUUCAGGCAAGAAGCAGCUGCUUCAUGAUGGACUCCAUUUCUAGAGCGGUUACUGAGUUUUGCCUUGACCUCUACAAAAAGCUYAACAGAAGUGCAGAGGAUACAAAUAUUGUCUUCUCUCCAAUGAGCAUCUCUGCUGCCCUGGCCCUGAUCCGCCUUGGUGCAAAAAACAACACUGCUGUUCAGAUAGAAAAGGUGCUCCAUGUCAGACAAGCUGCAGAAAGAACGAGCCUUGGACAUGAUCAUGAGAGUGCAGCCCCAGAAAUGGAACCAGAAGAAAGUCUGGAGAGUCUGCCUUCCUUCUCAGAGUGUGCCAAGGAUGGAGACCUUAACCAUAAAGCAUUCCAGGAGCUGCUUUUMCAACUACAAAACCUUGGUGAAAAAUACGUUUUAACGUUGGCCAGCAAUCUCUUCAUACAACAAGGAUUUGAACUCCAGCAGCAAUUUCUAAUGUGUACCAAGGAACUGUAUGGAGCAAUGCUGCAAACAGUGAACUUCCAUGGUGCUGUUGAAGCUGCAAGAAGAAAAAUUAAUGCUUGGGUUGAAAGUGAGACGCAAGGUAAAAUCAAGGAACUCUUUGCCCCUGGUGUGAUUGAUGUGCAUGCAUUGCUGGUGCUGGUGAACGUAAUCUACUUCAAAGCAUCCUGGGAACACAAGUUUGAGGAAGAAAAAACAGUCCAGAGAGAUUUUAAACUGAAUCAGAACAGAAAGAAACCUGUGCAGAUGAUGUAUCAGAAGGGCAAAUUUAAACUGGGCUACAUUGAGGAGGUGGRUGCUCAGGUCCUUGAACUCCCUUAUGCUCAGAAGGUGCUGAGCAUGGUCAUCCUGCUGCCAAGUAAYGUGGAUGAUGGAUCUGUCAGUGGCCUGGAGCAGAUCGAAAGCAGAAUCACCUAUGAAAAUCUAAUGCUGUGGGCCUCUUCAGAGAACAUGUUUGAGUCAACAGUGGAGGUUUACCUCCCGCGAUUCAAGUUGGAGGGCACCUUUAACCUCAACGAGGUUUUACAGGAGAUGGGGAUGACUGACAUCUUCAAUGAAUCAAAAGUUGACCUUUCUGCAAUGACAUUUGCCAAAUCUUUGGUGCUGUCCAAYGUUGUCCAUAAGGCGUAUGUGGAGGUCAAUGAGGAAGGCACCGUGGCGGCAGCUGGCACAGGAGCUUCCAUUGUGAGGAGGUCCCUGCCUCUCAUUGAGGUGUUCAUGGCUAAUCACCCUUUCUUAUUCUUUAUUAGACACAAUCCUACCAACACGAUUGUUUUCUUUGGCAAACUCUGUUCACCUUAAAAAGAAGCCAUUUUCUGUGAGGAACACCUGGAUGAACAGCAGCAAUUGUAUUUUUCUCCCAGAUGCUUUCUUAUUCCUUUGACAGCUAGUUUGUACUUCAAAAUAAUCACUGCAGCCAGUUGUAUUUAGAACCUAUGAAUCAGAUGCUCUGCCAGUAGGCUUCUUGAAUUGUAAAUAUUAUCUGAAUCCAGAAUARGAGUAAAUUUUACCUUAAACUCACUGGAUAUGAAUAACAUUUUGUUUCAUUGAUGUGCACACAUGCCCUGGUAUUCCUGCAUYCAUAUGCAUUCUGAUGAUGAUGACAAUAGGGUUGAGGUGGGUCCAUCUCCCCUGCACAAACAGAACAUCCACAGCUGGUUGUCCGAGUCCACAUCUAGAUGCCUUUAGGAUAUCUCCAAGAUGGGGGGGUCCACCACCUCUCUGGACAAGUCUGUGUUAAGUUCUCAAAUAACUCCAAAGAGAAUUUUGUAUACAUGGUGUCUGCAGGAACAGGUUACAAAACCGUGUAAGAAGGCUGCCUUUUACAUGGGAAUAAAUCAAAUUAUUUAUCUCAAAGUUUCAAAGAAUAGAAAGAAAAUGGUCAAAAACAUCCCACUGAAGUUACUGAGGUGGGAACACUGUCGCAGUGGACUUCCAAAAAAUGUGUUUUCCUUUUCCCAUGUUGCUGUGUGGUGAAUUUGGAUGUUCUGAGAUGCAAAUCUGAGAGACAGAGCCCUCUCCAUGCUUUGAAAAAUGAGGAAAGGUUUUGUAAAGUGCWGUUUAAAUCAUGGAAAUCACAGUUAAACAUUACCUUGGAAUGUUUAGGGGAAAAAAAAUAAAACUCCUUUCUGGCUAAUAGGGAGASAUUACUGAUAAUUUGCUGGUUUAACAUAAGUGAUGUCUUCCUCAGAGGGAUUCUGCAUGAGAUUUAGCAAAUUAACAUUUGUAAUGUACUUUUAUAUAUAUAUAUAUGUAAUGGAGAGUCAGUGAAUAACAUGUUUAAUGCACAGAAUUAUAUAUAUAUAUGGAAAAGAGAAGACACACUAAAAUAAUGAUGUGCAAAUUCCUGAAGAACAUCUAGUGAAUCGAUUCAAAGCAGACCUUGUGAAAGGUGUUCGAAUAGGGCUCCUGAAAAAUUCCAUCACAAUGAGUUUGAUUUUAAAAUUGAACAUGGUACUUAACUUCUUCAGUGCAGAAAUUCAUGUGGCUCAGGAGGUGAAAGGCCUGUAUCCCAUUUCCUUGCUCAAAUUCAAGCCUGUGGCUCUCAAGAGAAUGCACCAAGUGCUCUCAGGCACUGGGCUUUAGCACAGGCUGCAGGGAAAAGCAGCCCACCUUCCUUUUGAAGCGCUUACAUGAAGGAGUGCAUCUUAAAGGUGCAAGAAGAGAACUCCAGGAGUGAUAACUUGGCAGUUCAAUAACUGUGGUAUAGAUGAGUUCUGGUUUCCAGGGUCUGGUGCCCACUGCAGUUUUUGUCUGGUAACACAGAAGAAGUCGUCUCUGUGUGUGGGUGUCUAUCCUAUAGUGCAAUGGAAGUAUUUUGGUCUAUGGCUUCCUGUUAGUAUGAAUUUUUCCUCACUUUCUUAAUAUCUGCCUAGAAAAGAACAGAGUGAAYGAAGUAGGUCAAUUGUGAGUUUCCUCUUAGCUCUUCAGAGAGUGCUGCUGUGCAGCUUUUUCAUCUGAAUCCUCAGGCAUGAAAUUAGAUAUUCUUAGUUAUGGGAUGGUGAGUCACARCUUUUGUGUAAGAGCACUUCCACCUACACAUCUCCAAGAUUAUUUUGCAUUYCUCCCUCACUUGAGUGCUACAGUUUGGAAACAGAGUCCAGCUUUUCCAUACACUUACUGACAGUUUKAAAUAUGCUGGAAAAGCACUCCCAAAGGACCUCUCUCACAAAUCCUGAUGGAUGCCUUAUUUUCUCGUGCAAUGCCUCGUGAGGCAGGGAGCUUUUGGCACAGCCCUAGUUGCAGCCUGCAACCUCCCAGCAUCAGUUGCAGCUCUGUCUCCACUCACUGCCCUGACAGCUCCUUUUCCAAGAGACCCCCACCUCAGCCCCCUCUGCUGCCUGUCCCUUCGGUCCCUUGUAAUCUGUCAGAACGAAGCAGUCCCAAGCAAUGACCAGUCCUGCCUUUUCCAUCACCCUCAGCCUGCUGAGUGAGGAMUCAUCUUACUGAACUGUAGUGGGAUAAUCACUGUGGGGAAAGGCUCUCUCAAAUUAGAGUUUUGUAACAGGAAAAAGGCYACCCAAUCAUAUUUUCAGAUUAUAUUMAUGCAAUCAUUACAUGUUAUCUAGKGGGGACUUAGCUGUAUUUUGCUUAAUGGGUUCAGCUGCUGGUCUUCUCCGAGAAAUGCAAUAUUCUUCCCAGAGCAGUGCUGAGCACAGUACCUGUUGGCCUAAAAUAAAGGCAUUGCUCAGCCCACAGCCACCCUCGAGACAUCACGAGGAAACACUGUGAAAAACCUGACUGCUGCUUGUGAUGCAGAGCAGUCCCCAGGGUUGAAGGAUGGGUGCUUUGGCAGUGUGGAGCCCAUUUCCUUGCUCAUGAUUGGUGAUGAAUAUGAAGGAUCCUGGAAGACAUGCCUGGGGGCCUUUGGUGUAUCUCUUGUACCCCAGACAGGAGCCAGUCAACCUUGCUGCCUCAUUUGCUUGUUGUUUUGUGCAAAUCUUCAGACUGACAGUGACUGUGGAUCUCAUCAAAAGCCUCAGGAGCGCCACAUACAAUUCAAGCCAUAACCAUCAAUGCCUCGAGCUCCCCACACCUUUCUGCUGAACCAUGUGRGCUAGACCUAGGGCAUAGGAAAUCAGAUUCAUACCUGGAGUACAGAAGCAAAUAUCCAGAACUGAGAACCUCAGCUGYUCUCCUAUUGCAGUGUCUAACUUUCUGUGGUGUUGUGGGGAAAAUCCACAUGCAGUACAAUGU